UUUCCAGCUAUGUAAUAACUCUCUGAAAACUGAUUGGCUGUUCAGUUUACGACAGCUCCUGUCAAAUAAGAACCAAUGAAACUGUGAGAAAUACGAUGACCGCCUAAAUGCCUCAUUCUGAUUGGAUGAGCGAUUUAAUUCCAGGAAGUGUUUUGGAAAGGUGGAAAACGUGAUAAAAAUGUGUUGGGAUGAAUUAGUGACCAUGAACGAACCUGCUCCUCAAACCAUAAUAGAGAAAACAUUUACAUUCGAGGACGACGAAGACACUCACACUUUAAUUGUGUCUAUUCCCGAGGUGCUUGAUCCACAAUAUGGGAUGCAUGUCUGGCCCUGUGCGGUGGUGCUGUCACAGUAUGUGUGGAUAAGACGAGAGAAGACACAACACAAGACUAUUCUUGAGCUCGGUGCUGGGGUGAGUUUGCCCGGUGUAGUAGCCGCAAAGUGCGGGGCUCAUGUGAUACUGUCAGACAGUGCUGAACUUCCCCUGUGCUUGAAGAACUGCAGACGAUCUUGUGACGUCAAUAACCUUCCCAGCACACCUGUCAUCGGCCUGACGUGGGGGCAGGUAUCCCCAGAACUCAUCUCGCUGCCACCGGUGGACAUUAUCCUGGGAUCAGAUGUAUUUUAUGAACCCGAAGAUUUUGAAGAUGUGCUCGUGACCAUCUGCUUUCUAGUAAGGAAAAACCCCUGUGCUCAAUUUUGGACAACUUACCAGGAGAGAAGUGCUGACUGGUCCAUAGAUGCUUUGUUACACAAGUGGAAUCUGAAAUGUAUUCAUGUUCCAUUAGAAACAUUCGAUGCCAACAAAAAUCAUCUAGCUGGAUCAACACUUCCUGGGGAUCAUACUGUCCAAAUGAUGAUUAUAACUGCAAAAGAGAUGCUUUAAUAUGAUGUUGUUGUUGCAGUGCUUGUAUACAAAUGUUAAAAUUUAUUUUUCACGCAAUAAAUUACUUUUAUAACAAUCCGUACAUUUACUUAGUUUGCAGAUACUUUUUAUCUAAAGCACACAAAAAAAGAAAUUCUACGUGUAAUUCAUCAUCAUGAAUACUAAAAAUGAAAAUUUGUUUUACAAGGCUUUAAAAAUUAAUCUUGUUUAGAGGUUUAUUCCACAAUAUUGCAUACCUAAAAAUGCUCUUACUUGCCAUCGCUGUAAAAUAAAAUCCUCUCUAGUUAUCAAAAAGAACUGAAAGUCAUUUAUUCGAGGUU
Messenger RNA from Triplophysa rosa, 1206 nucleotides. RefSeq names its product methyltransferase 23, arginine (gene mettl23). The transcript is spliced from 5 exons. The record is from RefSeq and is a predicted model, not a curated record. NCBI's taxonomy places the organism in Eukaryota, Metazoa, Chordata, Actinopteri, Cypriniformes, Nemacheilidae. Gene Ontology annotation, cellular component: nucleus; cytoplasm. The coding region runs from base 179 to 886 and encodes 235 amino acids.